Messenger RNA from Emiliania huxleyi CCMP1516, 1047 nucleotides. RefSeq lists its product as hypothetical. The annotation marks the transcript as partial. Lineage: Eukaryota; Haptophyta; Isochrysidales; Noelaerhabdaceae. The record is from RefSeq and is a predicted model, not a curated record. Gene Ontology annotation, molecular function: serine-type carboxypeptidase activity. Gene Ontology annotation, biological process: proteolysis. The transcript is spliced from 2 exons.
AUGAUGCUGUCCGCCCUCAGCACCCUCGCGGCGCCCGCGGAGCACGAGAUCUCCUCCCUCCCGGGCUGGGGCGGCCCGCUUCCGAGCCGCAUGUACUCUGGCUACAUCGACGUGGGCGCUGCCGCCAAGCAGCCCAUGCCGAUGCACGUCCACUACGUAUUUAUCGAGAAAGAGGAGCAGCUGGACGCGGGCGCCGAUCCCACGAUCCUCUGGACCAAUGGCGGCCCGGGCGCCUCGUCCAUGUUUGGCCUGCUCGCGGAGCUCGGCCCACUCCUCCUCAACGAGAACUCGCUCUCCACCCCAGACUUCAAGAGGACGGGAGUACCCACCCUCUUCUCGAACCCACACGCGUGGACCAGGCUCGGCUCGGUCGUGAUGUUUGACUGGCCGCCGCCGGUCGGCUUCUCGUACUGUGCCGAUCCGAGCGGCGCAGGAACCUCGUGCGGCGAUUGGGACGAUGAGCGUAUGGCGGCCGUGCAGUACGCAGCGCUCAAGGGCUGGUUCGACCUCUUCCCAGAGCGACGGUCCAAGCCGCUCUUCCUGACGGGCGAGAGCUACGCAGGCAUCUACGUCCCGAAGCUCGCCCAGCAGAUCCUCGACCACCGCGACCCGGACGUCUACCCGCAGCUGCGCGGCUUUGCGGUCGGCGACGGCUGCCUCGGAACCGAGUCGGGCAUCUGCGGCGGGGACAAGCCGUGGUGGAACCUGCUCUUCCUGUACGGGCACGGCCAGAUCUCGACCCUCCUCUGGGAGAGCAUCCUCCGCGAGUGCGGCGAGCAGCAUCUCAAGUUUGGCACCGGCGAGUCGCCCGCCGGAUGCAGCGCGGCGCUGGCGCGAGUGGGAGGCGCGGCGAGCUGCGACUUGUCGGACAACCUUCUGCUUCUCGGAACCGUCUCUGGAACCGUCUCGCUCGGCGUGCGCAGCGACGGCUCGGUCGGCGGCCUCGCGGCGCGGCUCGGCCUCGGAGCGAAAGAGGUUGGCGGCGCUCUCAACGACUAUGCCUGCGGCGGCGGGGAUGCGCAGAGCGUGUGGACCAACCAGUCGUCU